Messenger RNA from Panthera uncia (snow leopard), 1948 nucleotides. RefSeq names its product PRELI domain containing 3B (gene PRELID3B). NCBI's taxonomy places the organism in Eukaryota, Metazoa, Chordata, Mammalia, Carnivora, Felidae. Gene Ontology annotation, biological process: phospholipid transport. Gene Ontology annotation, cellular component: mitochondrial intermembrane space. The transcript has 7 exons. The record is from RefSeq and is a predicted model, not a curated record. The coding region runs from base 896 to 1489 and encodes 197 amino acids. Gene Ontology annotation, molecular function: phosphatidic acid transfer activity.
UGGGAUCACGGAUGGUGAUCGUUUGACGGUCUGCUUCUGGAUGUCAGUGCUUCAGAAGUUCUUUGAAAUUUGGAGGCACUGCGUCUCCUUAGAGCUUUCUCUUCUCUGUCUUCCCUAACACUCCUCUCUGCUACCCUGUCUCUACUCUUUCUGCUCUUCUCGUCAGUGUUUCCCCCUCGUCCCCUAAAUGUUCAAGGAGAUUCUGUUAUUGGCCUUCUCGUCUCGCCAUUUCAGUGAUUCUAAUCUUUGUGCCACAGACCUCUCUGAGAUUUGAUGAGAGUGCUGGGGCUCUCCUCCCAGAAGAUAGACGUGUGCAAAUAAAGGCUGUACGUGUCCUGGGAGCAGCAGCCCUGUCCCUGAUUCUCCCCAAAUAAUCCGGGCUUUUCAAAAGGUCAGGGUCCCAGCCGAUACCUCCAUACUUGGGACGCCCAGAUCUGUACCUUGGGCUCCAGUCUCUCUGAAACCUCAAAUCCUCAUUUUCAGGUCUUCACCAGGCAUCUCUGCUCACACGUCCUGUGGGCUCGCCAAACUCCGCCCUGAAAUGGAAGUUACCAUCUUCCCGCCCAGAUCUUACGUUGCCGUGUUUCCCACCUUAAGGGCUCUACUGUCUACAGUAUCGAAAGUCAUCAUGCCAUGACUUGCCCAUGUUUGUCCAGCACUUCCUUCUGACACUUCACCUAUAGUUGGCAUCCAGGUGAAGCCAUCCACUGACUCCUUCAACAGAUAGGAAUGUCUGCUAUGUGCCUGGGCUGUUCUUUGCUUACAUUUUGGUAGAUGAAUCAAGACAUCGUUGCUGCCUGGCUGGAGUUUUGUGUGUCCUUAAGUGUCUGCCCACCUCAUUUUAUAGGUGAAGGACCUGGGCAGCCACCCUUGGGAAACCGUUACAACAGCUGCAAUGCAGAAAUACCCAAACCCUAUGAACCCGAGUGUGGUUGGGGUGGACGUACUGGACAGACAUAUAGAUCCCUCUGGAAAGUUGCACAGCCAUAGACUUCUCAGCACAGAGUGGGGACUGCCUUCCAUUGUGAAAUCUCUUAUUGGUGCAGCAAGAACAAAAACGUACGUGCAAGAACAUUCUGUAGUUGAUCCCGUAGACAGAACAAUGGAACUUAAAUCUACUAAUAUUUCAUUUACAAAUAUGGUUUCAGUAGAUGAGAGACUUAUAUACAAACCACAUCCUCAGGACCCAGGAAAAACUGUUUUGACUCAAGAAGCCAUAAUCACCGUGAAAGGAGUCAGUCUCAGCAGUUACCUUGAAGGACUAAUGGCGAGUACGAUAUCUUCAAAUGCUAAUAAAGGCCGAGAAGCGAUGGAAUGGGUGAUACAUAAGUUAAAUGCCGAGAUUGAAGAAUUGGCGGCUUCGGCGAGAGGGAGCAUAAGGACACCGAUGGCAGCGGCGGCAUUUGUAGAGAACUUUUAUCGAUGGGAAAUCCUUACUUUGGAUACCACGGGGCAGCUGCAGUCUGAAAAUGUAUCUCCCAUUUUGUAGGCGGGCAGUUACCAGCCAGUAAAUAGUAUCUUCGAUACUUGCAGUUGUUGCAUAGAGGAUUUUUCUUGGAAGGUGAUCAGCUCUUGUCUUUAUUUUCAAUGCUUAACGUAAUAAACUCCUCAGGUUUCCUGGAAAAGAAACCAGUUAAUAUAUGUACAUAAACCACAGAAAUACUAUAGCAAAUUAUUUAAAAAUUAGAGUUUUUCUACUUAAAGUAUUGUUUAGCUUGAGACUUCUUAGGACUUUUGUAAAAGCAACUGAAAUCCAAUAAGGUUUUUGAUUAUUUUUUGUAACCGGAGAUGAUUUUUACAAUUGAGAUAACAUUUCAGUUAAACAAAACAUUGGAAAAUAUUGAUAUUUGAUUUAAAAGUUGCCUUGUAUAAUUUCUGUAAAUUAUACUUGUAAAAAAGGUGUAAUGCCCUAAUGAUAAAACGAUUUCUGAACAAAAUUUUUUCCUGU